AUCCAACAAUCAAGGUUAUAUACUUAACUGCAACCCUAUUUGAUGGUUGCUCAGGUGUUAUUUGCUUAUACCAUGUCAUUUGCUUGCUUUAAUCAUCCUCACCAAAAAAAGUUCAUCUUGACUUGGAGUGUUUCAGAGCCUGUGCCAGUGAUGCUAUGCAUACCACUGCUGUGGACCUUUCACAGUUGGUCGUGUGGAAGUAGAAUCAUGUAGAUUGUGAAAGGAAAUAACUUACGUAUUGAUACAAUAAGGUUAUGACUUCAAUUUUGGUGGCACCUGAGCCAACUUAAAGUAGAGAUGGCAAUUAGGGGAGUUUAAAUACUAUAAUGGCACCUAAGUUAGACCUUUACUGUGGUGAAGUUAAGACAUCAUGAUAGAGUUCCCUUUGGUUUUGAUGAUGAUCAUCAUUUUUGUUGAUACAUGAUAACGAAAGUGGAAUUAUUUCUUGCUAUGGCAUUCUCCCUUCUCUCAAAUGAUUUUACUCAUCUCUCUCUCUCUCUCUCUCUCUCUCUCUCUCUCUCUCUAGUUUGUAUUUGAUCCAUUUUGCAAAUAAAAUCUUGUAAAUGGCGGUGUUCUUAGGCAAGUUAUCUUGUGCCAAAGAAAAUGGUUAUAUGUAAAGGAUACCUUCCCUUGGGAGGAGUGCAGUGUUGUAUUGAAAUUUUGACUAUUUCAUUUGAAACUCAAUUGGUGUCCAGUGAGUGUAGAUCAAACUUUUUAUGGCAUUUGAUAUCACACCCUGUGGGCUGGUUCUAAGAGUCAUGCCAUCAUUUGGGUGACCCAUCAUGGGGCUUAAGAGUGGCAUUGUUCCACCCCAGCAAUCCCCCAAACAUGAUACUCUUAUGACUCAAGCCUAUGAACCUUGGCUCUAAUACAAAUUGUUUGAUCGAGUUUUGACUAUCUCAUUUGAAAACUAAUUGGCAUCUAGUGAGGGUAGAUCAAACCUUUUAUGACAUUCACCACAACCUGUUUUAAGAGCCAUUAUUUAGGUGAAACAUCCACGGGCUUAAGAGCAGUAUUGCUACUCCCCAACAUGUAGCAACAUUGAAGUUGCAAUUUGCAUAGAGAUAAAGUGACCUAGUAGGAUUCAACAUCUUGGUAUGAGAGUUGGUGGGAUUUAUUAUGUAGGGUACCUUACAAUCAGUGUUUUUAAAGGCGUUUGUGGGGCGCGCCUUGAGGCGCGCCUUGAGGCGAGGCGUAGCGAAAACGCGUUGAGGCGUUAAAAAUAAAGCGAAACACCUGAAAGGCGUACGCUUUUUUGGUGAGGCGUGAUUGAGGCGCGCUUUGAUCGCGCCUUUCACGCUUUUCCGGUGAGGCGUACGCUUCGUCGGAUCUGAUGUGGCAAUGAACAGAGACUUAAAAAAAACCCUAAGUAAUCCCUAAAACCCCAAUCCCGACUGAAAACAAACCCAAAACGAAACCCUACCUCUUCCAAUCAAGCGGCGACGGAGUGCUCACCCUCGGCGGCGACCAAUCGCAGCGAUCUUCUCCGGCGGCAAUCCCUCUCAUCUCCAGAAUGAGUUCCUCCGAUUCGAAAAAUUCAAGAAAAGAUUUUGUGUGGAAGUAUGUUCUUGAAGUUACCGGGGAGCAAUAUUUAAGAUGUAAAUUUUGCAAUCAAAGAUGCACGGGAGGGGUGAAUAGACUCAAGCAUCACUUAGCCGGAACUCAUCAUGGUAUGAAACCAUGCAACAAGGUUAGUGAAGAUGCUAGAUUGGAAUACAAAGAGGCAUUGGCCAAUUUUAAGGAUCAAAAAACGAAAAGAAAUGAAUUGCUCCAAGAAAUUGGUAUGGGUCCUAAUUCAAUGCAUGAGAGUGCCUUGUCUAAAACAAUAGGGACAUUAGGGAGUGGGAGUGGGAGUGGGAGUGUAAGUGGGAGUGGGGAACCUAUUCCUAGGGGACCCAUGGAUAAAUUUACCACUUCACAACCUAGACAAACUACUUUGAAUUCAAAGUGGAAGCAAGAAGAAAGGAAGGAAGUGUGUAGAAAAAUUGGUAGAUUCAUGUAUUCAAAAGGUCUCCCAUUCAACACUGUGAAUGAUCCUUAUUGGUUUCCUAUGAUAGAUGCUAUUGCAAAUUUUGGGCCCGGGUUUAAGCCUCCAUCUAUGCAUGAAUUGAGGACAUGGAUUCUUAAAGAAGAGGUGAAUGACCUAAGUAUCAUUAUGGAAGAUCACAAAAAAGCUUGGAAACAAUAUGGAUGUUCAAUUAUGUCAGAUGGUUGGACAGAUGGAAAGAGUAGGUGUCUUAUCAAUUUUUUGGUGAAUAGUCCUGCUGGCACUUGGUUUAUGAAAUCAAUUGAUGCUUCUGAUACAAUAAAAAAUGGGGAAUUGAUGUUCAAAUAUCUUGAUGAGGUGGUUGAAGAAAUUGGAGAGGAGAAUGUUGUGCAAGUCAUCACUGAUAAUGCCUCUAAUUAUGUGAAUGCUGGAAUGAGGCUUAUGGAAAAAGGAGAAAAUUGUGGUGGACUCCUUGUGCUGCUCAUUGUAUUGAUUUGAUGUUGGAGGAUAUUGGAAAGCUAAAUGUCCAUGCUACUACACUAUCUCAAGCUAGGCAAGUAGUGAAGUUCAUAUAUGGGCAUACUUGGGUUCUUAGCUUGAUGAGAACAUUUACAAAAAAUCAUGAACUUCUUCGUCCAGCAAUUACACGAUUUGCUACUGCAUUUCUUACUCUCCAAAGUCUUUAUAAGCAAAAGCAAGCUCUUAUAGCAAUGUUCUCAUCAGAAAAAUGGUGUUCAAGCACAUGGGCUAAAAAGGUAGAAGGUGUGAAAACUCGAAGUACAGUGUUGUUUGAUCCAAAUUUUUGGCCUCAUGUUGCUUUUUGCAUAAAGACCACUGUUCCAUUAGUUAGUGUCUUGAGAGAGGUUGAUUCAGAGGAAAGACCAGCCAUGGGUUAUAUUUAUGAGUUGAUGGAUUCAGCUAAGGAGAAGAUUGCAUUUAAUUGUCGAGGUGUGGAGAGAAAAUAUGGCCUAAUUUGGAGAAAAAUUGAUGCAAGAUGGACUCCGCAACUUCAUCGACCUUUACAUGUAGCGGGUUAUUAUCUUAAUCCUCAAUUGCGGUAUGGAGAUAAGUUUUCUAAUGCUGAUGAGGUGAGGAAGGGAUUAUUUGAAUGCAUGGAUAGGAUGUUGGAUUAUCAAGAACGUUUAAAAGCUGACAUUCAGUUGGACUCAUAUGACCAAGCAAUGGGUGAAUUUGGGAGUCGUAUUGCAAUUGAUUCUCGAACAUUAAGAAGUCCUACAAGUUGGUGGAUGCGUUUUGGAGGUUCAACACCGGAGUUGCAAAAGUUUGCUAUUCGAGUCCUUAGCCUUACUUGUAGUGCUUCGGGAUGUGAAAGAAAUUGGAGCACAUUUGAGUCGAUCCAUACAAAAAAAAGAAAUAGACUUGAACAUCAAAGGUUGAAUGCUCUAGUGUAUGUAAGAUACAACACUAGAUUGAGAGAGCGAAGUCUACAAAGGAAACAAAAUGUUGAUCCGAUUUUGGUAGAGGAGAUUGAUUCGGAUGAUGAAUGGAUUGCGGAGAAAGAAGAUCCCCUCCUCCCCCUUGAUCUUUGUUGGCUUCAAGAUAAUGAGUUAUUCAGUGUUGAUGCCAUUAGAGCUGUUUCAUCCAACUCCCAAGAGAUUGAAACAUCAUCGGAUCACAUGGUUUCUUCACAUUCCUACAAAAGGAAACAUAAUGAAGUACCAAGUACAAGUGGAGGCAAAGGCAAAGAGAAGGAGUUGAAUUUGACACCAAUUGAUGAAGAUGAAGAUUUACAUGAAAUGGGGAUACAUGAUAGUGGACAUUUUCCUACUAUUGAUACAUUGGAUGAGGAUGAUGAUGACCUUGAUGAUGAGGAUUUAAGUUGAAACAAUUGACUCUAGUUGUUAUUUUAUGACUUAGUUAUAGAUUUUUUGUAAAAGUUUAGAACUAUUAUUAUGGUUGACUCUAUUUUCUAUUUGAUGACUUAGUUAUGGUUUUUUGUUAAAGUUUGAAAUUAUUAGUAUAGUUGAAUCUAGAAUCUAUUUUA
Molecule: messenger RNA, 3992 nt
Organism: Vitis riparia (riverbank grape)
Lineage: Eukaryota; Viridiplantae; Streptophyta; Magnoliopsida; Vitales; Vitaceae
Exons: 4
Coding region: 2485-3831 (448 amino acids)
Molecular function (GO): protein dimerization activity
Source: RefSeq, a predicted model, not a curated record